AUGUCUCACAUUAUCAAACAAAUGAUAGAUGAGGUUUGGUCGUUCCCGCGCGGAACCAAGCUAGAACCUGGAGGGAGAAAGAACCCCGACAAUUUCCGCCACUAUCGCAAAUGGGGCUUUACUAUCUACCGUACCUGCUACGGUAAAGAGUCUGAGAAGCAUUGGCAAGCGCUUCUAUACUCUUUGAGACAUCAGACCAAGUUGGCAUUCGGGGCGUUUGAGGAUGAGGAGGAAACAGACCAAGACGAUAUGCGACGAGUUCAGGAAUUAUUUCAUCUCGAUGUCCGGGAGAAUCCCUCUAAUCUAGAUGGUCUCGAUGUUCGACGUCUCCGGGACUUUUGCAACGCCGAAAAGCUCAAAGAGACUGAAGUUAAAGCCAGUACCAAGUACCGCGUGAGCACAAGGCCCCACGGGGGUCGAGCUAUGGCAAACUAUGUGUUCAAAUUCGUUUUGCUCGCCGAUGAAGCUGUUUUGACAGAUAUAGGAAAGGGCGAAUUCGUCGUCAAGGCCAUCUCGUUGUCAUUGGAUGGUAACUCGGGAUGGGGAUGGAUGAGAAUCCCAACAGGCUAUUUGUUGGAGUUGUGGAUAUUUCUCAUGUGGAAUAAACACCGUACCGAGUCUUGUCUUCGCUGUCACGGACCUGAAGUAGAUCUUGAGGAAAGCAUCUGGCCUGGGGACAUGGCACUUUUGGAUACUGGAAGAUGUUCGGAAAUUCGAGACUGGCCUUACUACAGUGGCCAGAAGGAUGAUAUGUGGUAA
Messenger RNA from Fusarium tjaetaba, 759 nucleotides. RefSeq lists its product as uncharacterized. Bases 1 to 759 code for a protein of 252 amino acids. The record is from RefSeq and is a predicted model, not a curated record. Lineage: Eukaryota; Fungi; Ascomycota; Sordariomycetes; Hypocreales; Nectriaceae. The transcript has a single exon.